This is a messenger RNA of Parnassius apollo (apollo), 942 nucleotides long. The record is from the annotation of a GenBank genome assembly. Lineage: Eukaryota; Metazoa; Arthropoda; Insecta; Lepidoptera; Papilionidae.
AUGAAUAAAAUAAAUAAGAGAAUACCUGGAGCCUUACCACCAGCACCGAAAACUGAAAUUGAUGGUAAAGUCUCAGAUCUAUCGACCAAAACUAUCUCAGAACUUUUAGAUAUUCGUGAUAGGCAACUAAAACUACUUAAGAACCACGCUUUUAUUAGUAAAUUAGCUGACAAAGGCGCUAAAAUACAGAAAUUUUAUGACAAAAUUGUUUCUGAAAUAAAAUCGAAACAGGAAGAGGAGAGUACAUGUAAUUUGUUAAGGAAUUUGAAUUUGAACAAUGACAAAGUACAAAAUGUAGAAUGGGAAGGAAAAUUAGAUAUUUAUAAAGAAAAUACCUACUUAGAUUCUGAUGAUGAUAGUGAUCCAGAUGGUGUCUUACAUGUUCUUAGUCAGAGUACAACAAAUGAGAAAAAAGUUAAAGUUGUAAAACCAGAUAAACCUUUAGUAACCCCGGAAGAUCUUGUCAAGAUUGGUGAGAUUCCACAUAUAAAGUAUUUAGUAGAUAAAGCUGAACAAAACCAAAAGCCCAAACCUACUGGCCAUUUUAAACCUUUUAAGACAACCAAGUCCGAUGUACAUAAGCCUGAAAAAGAAAUCCACAGAAAGAAGCACAAAAACUGGGAAGUGACUGCAGCAACGCCACCUCCUAUUGUUCAUGGACCUGUACAACUACUUUCUUUAGAUGAAUCUUUGAAACUUCAGAAAGAAUAUAACAUGCAUUUGAAAGAAGUAGAGGCUCAACAUGCAGCAGAGAAGUUGCUUGCACGUUCAGGAAUUAAAAUGUCUAAGUUACCUGAAGACACCUAUAGAUUUGGUAAAUAUAGGCAAAGUGGCAGUGACGAUUCAGUGAUAGAUUCAUCAUCAGACAGUGAAGACAGUGAUAAAGAAGUUCAUGAUGAGGAACCAGAAAGAGGUGGAGUAGUUUUCACUGUUAUGAAAUAA